Molecule: messenger RNA, 429 nt
Organism: Haemonchus placei
Lineage: Eukaryota; Metazoa; Nematoda; Chromadorea; Rhabditida; Trichostrongylidae
Source: the annotation of a GenBank genome assembly
AUGUCGCUUUCGUCAGGCUCUAUUCCAUCAUUCAAGGAACGUCGUCCUUUCCAUGCACGAGAAAAGGAUGUGGCUGAAAUCAGGCGUCAGCAGCCAAAUAAAAUUCCCGUGAUCAUCGAAAGGUUUGAAGGUGAACGCAGUUUGCCGUUGAUGGAUCGUUGCAAAUUCUUGGUACCGGAUCAUAUCACUGUUGCCGAACUUAUGCAUAUUAUUAGACGCAGACUGCAGUUACAUCCGGAACAGGCCUUCUUUCUUCUAGUCAAUGAGAAAUCCGUCGUCUCCAACUCAAUGACCAUGUCUCAACUCUACCAAACAGACAGAGAUCAAGACGGAUUCCUGUAUGUUGUGUAUACCAGCCAGCCAGCGUUUGGAUUCUCAUCUAUAUCUCUUUCUGAAACUCAGGUCGUCCUUAUCAGCGAUUGGAAUUGA